This is a messenger RNA of Ruditapes philippinarum (Manila clam), 1956 nucleotides long. RefSeq names its product bifunctional polynucleotide phosphatase/kinase-like. Gene Ontology annotation, cellular component: nucleus. Gene Ontology annotation, biological process: DNA repair. Gene Ontology annotation, molecular function: ATP-dependent polydeoxyribonucleotide 5'-hydroxyl-kinase activity; polynucleotide 3'-phosphatase activity; double-stranded DNA binding. The transcript has 8 exons. The coding region runs from base 67 to 1305 and encodes 412 amino acids. Lineage: Eukaryota; Metazoa; Mollusca; Bivalvia; Venerida; Veneridae. The record is from RefSeq and is a predicted model, not a curated record.
UCCGGUUUACCUGCAUCAGGUGUAUAAAUAAAGAAGAAAAUAAAGAGAACAUCAGCAGUUCUAAACAUGAGUGCUAGGCGUGCAGGGUUAAAGCGUAAAGCUGCAGAACAAGCAGAAGUUAAAGCUAAAAGAGCUAAAGGGGAGACGGAUUUAAGUGACAGUUUAAGGUGGGAUUAUCAUGGAGAAGUUGUGAAAAAUGUAUGUCCACUGUUAACGCUUACAUCCCCAACAUUACCGGGAAGUCAGAAAGCCGCAGGUUUCGAUAUCGAUUUCACUGUGAUUAAAACUGCUAGUGGGAGAAAAUUCGCAACAGGGGCGUCAGACUGGGAAUGGUGGGAUGAAAGUGUUCCAGAUAAAAUAAGAGAGCUUCAUAAAGAUGGAUAUAGGGUGAUUUUCUUUACUAAUCAAGCGGGAAUAGAAAAACUUAAAGUCCAACCAGAAGAACUUCAGCGGAAAAUUGAAGCUAUUAUCAAAGAGUUAGAUAUACCAGUUUUAGCGUUCGUAUGCACCGGGGAGAAUCAUUACAGAAAACCAAGUACUUUGAUGUGGGAAUACUGGGAGACAAAAUGUAACCAAGGAGUAAAGGUUGAUAGGACUAAAUGUUUGUAUGUUGGAGAUGCUGCUGGGAGAGCCAAGGAGUGGGCACCAGGAAAACCAAAAGAUUUUUCUUGUAGUGACAGAAAGUUUGCUGCCAACCUUGGAGUUAAGUUUCAAACCCCUGAAGAAUUUUUCCUUGGAGAGGAUCCAGCGAAAUUUGCAUGGCAGUCAGUUGAUCCAAACACUGUCUUGAAAAAGGCAGAUGUAGCAAGUAAAGAAUACCACAGUAAAUCACCAGAGAUGGUAAUUAUGGUAGGAGCACCAGCAACAGGAAAGAGUACAUUCAGAAAACGUUAUUUUGAACCUCAUGGUUAUAUAGCUGUCAACAGAGACACCAUGGGAACCAUGCAGAAAUGUGUGAAGGCAGCUACUGAGGCUCUGAAGACAGGGAAGAGUGUUGUUGCCGACAAUACUAACCCUACACAGGCAGCUAGGAAAGAAUUCAUCGAUUGUGCCAAGAAAAGUGGUGUACUCUGUCGGUGUUUUGUGAUGGACACUCCCAUUGACCUUGCCCAUCAUCUCAAUUAUGUCCGGCAAAACCAGACAAAAGGCGGUGUUCGACGGAUUCCAGAUGUAGGCUACAAUGUUUAUAAGAAAAACUUUGAAGCUCCAACAAAAGCGGAGGGAUUUACUGAGAUUAUCCAAAUUUCUUUUGUUCCCAAGUUUGACAGUAAAAAGGAUGAAGAAAUAUUCAAACAGUGGACGUAAAACAAAACAUUGUUGAUUACAUUUUAGUUUUGCCUCGACUAUUUGUAAAAAUAAAAGUGUUCCAUUACAGAAUAUCCUGGCAUCAUCAAGAUUUGUUGUGAUAUUGUUUUAAAUGUUUGAUAUUGUUUCUCUCACCUUGUGAUGCUAAGUUGUUAAGCCUUAUAAAAAAGUCAUUCUUCCUCAUCUCUAAAACAAAACAAAGUGGUUCAGUCCAACGACAGCACAUUAUAUUUACUUUAUUUUUCAUCACCUGGAGACAUUUUUCUAAGGUAUUUCACAUACUGUCAUGUACUUUAUACCCCACAAAACUGUAUCUAUUUACAUUUCAAAUAUAUUUUUUAUGAAGUUUUAUUGUUUUAAAUUUGUGAUCAUAUGCAUUUUAUAUCUCAAUUCCUUUAUUCAUAUCAAUUUCCCUGUUUAUUCUUACUAUAAAAAUAAUUGUGAUAUUACAAUCAGAUUGCAAGGUCAACUAACAGUAUAGAUUUACAAUGCUUUUUAAAAUACAUAUCAUUUAUAUACUUUUUACUUGUAAAUAUUUUUCACCAAAGCAUGAUGAAAUGUUAUUUUUUUUUUAUAACAUUUUGCCAUUCUUUUGUUGAAUAUUGUUGAUGUUUUACUAAUACAUGUAAAAUAAAAUCUUUUGCACUUUCA